This is a messenger RNA of Mytilinidion resinicola, 3751 nucleotides long. RefSeq lists its product as uncharacterized. NCBI's taxonomy places the organism in Eukaryota, Fungi, Ascomycota, Dothideomycetes, Mytilinidiales, Mytilinidiaceae. The coding region runs from base 406 to 3471 and encodes 1021 amino acids. The transcript has 2 exons. The record is from RefSeq and is a predicted model, not a curated record.
CCAACAUCUCCUCUUUGACGACUCGUUCCAUGGCCCACUGCGCACCGUGAGCACGACAUUCACUACAACCGCCAUUGGUGAGUGCAACGCCUCUUUGUCUCGGCUCUGCCCACAUCUUGCGGUCAAUUGCGGCGGUGCUGAUUGGCCGACCGCCCUGCCUCAGUGGAGCUUUGCUGGGACCGCUUGACGUCGUGCAGCUGCGAGACGCCUCGAACUGGUUUAAGAGCUCUCGCCGUCCCACCUGUUCAUUCGCCCGCCCUCGCGCUCUCGCAGUUGUUGAGCUUGGCUUAUCUGACUUCUUGUGUUUGAGACGCUGAAAGCCCCGUUGCCCUCGCGGCUGACCUCAAUUCGUCACAGACAUCUUCCCUCGCACUCCCGUUCUUCCACCUACCCUGGCUAUCCACUAUGGCCGCUCCCACGAUCCCUCCUCGCCCGGCUCGCGCGCAGGAUGCACCCAGCACCUCUGGGAACAUUGACGUGCCCAAGAUCCCGCCGCGUCCCAAGCGCAGCGUGGAGCGUUCCGUCUCACCGAACCGUGACACCUACGCUCGCUCGCCCUUGAACGAUCCGGCCUUCCUCCAUAAUGGCAUGCCCCGAGUCAGCAGCAGAGAAGAGUCUCUGGGUGCAAAUCUCCCUCGCCCUUCCAGCGUCACUCUGCCGUCCAUCGGCCAGGAGGGCAGCGAGUACGAGAGUCUGCAGGACUUCGCCGAGGAGUCAUCACCAAAACAGACCAAGAACAUAGCUGGCGACUUGCCGCUAUAUGCUCCAACAGCCUCUCUGGCCACUUCCACUGCAAAGAGCAGGAUCGCUACCGUCACACGUACCGAUUCCUCUCAAGCUGCAGCCGCAGUUGGGAAGCUCUUUGCUGACUCUGACGAAAAAGGGACCCCUCGUUCAGCGUCCUCUGCCGGCACUUCUACUCGCCCUCAGUCAAUCUACAACAAGGAUGAUGAAGAGCACGGCAUUCCAGAGAUCGGCAUUCGAGUGCCCAUGUAUCCCAACGCCGGUGAUGUUCAAGCUCCAACACCCCAGCCUUCCGCUGCAGCGCCCGCAACAGGAGUUGGCUUCUUCAACAAUGGAGGACAACCGGCCAGCCGUCAUCAUUCACGCACUAAAAGCGGACGGGAAAUCUUCCACGGACCGCCUGGCAGCUAUGGUCUGCACGGUCACGGUAUCAUAAACAGCAACGAUUUCGAAAGAACUUGGUACGAAAAGCACCCCGAGGACUUUGCCAAAGAAAAGCAAGGAGAAUACGGACGUGCGGUUCCAGAAACGCGCAAGGACUAUCAUUGGGUUGGGGAUGACCUUGCUAAGCUUGUGCAUCAAUCAGCUAGCAGAGGCAUUGGAAUGGGUACUUCACGCGAAGCAAUAGGCACACCUGACGAGCAAAUCGGAUACAGGGCAUCGGAAGAGUAUGCUUCUCGCAUGGCAUCACCCCGUCCAUCGUCCCGCCCUCAGUCUAUCCAUGCACCCAAAGCUCGCACGAGCAGCUCGAAGGCUGAAUCUCCCCUAAAUACGACGGAUGGCAAGACUCCGAAAGCUGGGUCAGAACAUGCUAUGGAAAGCGACACAGAGGACAAUGUCAUUCACAUUGACCCUCCUCACCACCGCCACAACAAAAUAGGAGGUGGUGGCUAUGACCCGCCGAAAGAAGAUCUUGGUCCAGACGGAGGCAACACUGAAAAGGAGGGUGGUUGGAUCUCAGAACGUGGAUACGGUGUCCCAAUUCUCGCCUCGGACGAAGUUGCAAAGAACCCUGACGCAGAAUAUAUGCAACCGGCCGUCUCUCCAGAGCUCGAGCGUCGUGGUAGCGGAGAGUACACGAUCAAUGACACUGACGGCAUUCCAUCCUACAUCAGCGGACGCAAGAGCACAAGUAGGAGCUCAAGUCGCAACAACAGUGUCCACAGCGGUAUGGCCGGCCUUUCGAGGUUUAAUAGCCCCUCUGAGAAUGAACACACCAGUACUCCAUUAGAUAACGUCAAGGAGUACGAGCCUUUGUUCCCCGAAGAUGAAGAACACGUGCCGAAGGAUCGUGCCAAGACUGCUGUGGACAAGUUGAAGCGUCCAGAUCUGGCUCGUCAUCAUUUCCCUAGUCAAGACGUCUGGGAGGAUACUCCGAGCAGUCUACAGUUACAAACGACUGUCGAUGAACCUCAGGCACCAGAAGAGUCGCAAACACAUGGUGAUUUUACUGCUUCCAGUGGUGUGUUCGAAAAGCCCGAGGCGGAGGCAGACCGAAAACAAAAUCUCACCGCUGAAGACCAGACAAGUUUCCUGCCAGAAAAGACAAAGCGCUUUGCGAAAUCGGGAUUUAACAAGGAUGUCUUGAGUGAUGUCAACUCUCGGCCUGGAUUGAACCAGCGAUUUCCCAGUCACGACAUUUGGGAAGAUACGCCCGAUCACCAUAAUCUUGUCACCACUGUCAGCGGCCCUCAGACAGAAGACACCAAUGAAUACUUAGAAGAUUCGCCGGCCACGGUGGAGAAACCACAGAUCCCUGCGCGCCCAGUGAUAUCAGCUCCACUUGCCCAGGCGAAAGAUGUGUCGCCGGUAGACAAGAAAGCCCCUAUCAUUCCGGAACGCCCGAAGCCUCAAGUUCCAGCGAGACCCGCGAAACCGCUUUCAAAAUCUUCCGCAGAGAAAGUCCUAACGGUCGGCGAUAGUGAAGGUGCUGCGCCUGCACCCAAGGCGAAACCUGCUGUACCCGCACGCCCUGCCGGCGGAAAGAUUGCAGCACUCAAGGCAGGCUUCAUGAGCGACCUUAACAGUCGCCUCCAGCUUGGCCCACAGGUGCCUAAAGUGGCGGAACCGGCUAAAGAAGAAGAGGUCGAGGAGAAAGAGCGAGCUCCGCUUGCCGACGCUCGUAAAGGUCGCGCAAAGGGCCCACAACGUCGCAAACCGGCGGCCUCGCCAUCUGGUGCUGCAGCCGAUGCCGGAACUGCAGCUAAGCCUGCGCAGACAUUCUCCUUCGUCGAAGCCACUACUGUGUGGGAAACUACCGAAGAUGGCAACGUCACGGUUCCCGCUGCGGUCGUGGCAAAAGCGCUCGAGGAGAAGAUUGGAGGCGUUGAAUCGCCCAAGGCCGUCAAGCCGGAAGAGCCAGCUGCGACGUCACCUGAAGCUUCGACAGUCAAGUCGUCCGAGGAGCCGAUUGCUGCUGAAACCAAGGAUGCAGAGGUCCCGGCCACUGAAGAGACGGUCUCUGAGGAGCCAGCGUCGACGUCCACAAGCACCGCGGUCCAGACGGGGCAGCAGGACGUUUCCAUCAACAAUGUCGACGGGACUACAGAAACAAUGACCACAUUCCUCGGCGGCAAGGCGCCGGAUGAGGGCACUGUCAUUGUGAAGGAUGGCGUUGAGCAUCUUGGCGACUCGACGACUGCGAGGACCAAGGGGAUUGAGAGCGCCAGUGAUGGCGGAUUGAGGGCGUCGGAAGCGGCGAGGGAGGAAGCCGUGGAGAAGGCUUAAGUUGCACUCUUUAUUGUGGUAUUAAGCGUGUUUGAAUACUGGAGGACAUGGGUAGAGCUGGAUAUGUAGCUUCCGCUAGCGACGAGGGAAUGGAAUUGGUAGAUUUCUUGUUGUCAACCUCAAGGUUCUGCAGACUAUGUUGUCAAAAGUCCAAUGUGUUGAAGUGCCCCUAAGCAGUGUUUGGAGUCAUGUGUACUUCGCGAAGUACCGCCAGGCAUGGUAACAUUAGUUAAAUGGAACACUCGCUUAGUAACCUGAACCUCGACAAUAUGAAUUUUUC